Messenger RNA from Fomitiporia mediterranea MF3/22, 579 nucleotides. RefSeq names its product small GTPase Cdc42. Gene Ontology annotation, molecular function: GTP binding; GTPase activity. The transcript is spliced from 5 exons. NCBI's taxonomy places the organism in Eukaryota, Fungi, Basidiomycota, Agaricomycetes, Hymenochaetales, Hymenochaetaceae. The record is from RefSeq and is a predicted model, not a curated record. The coding region runs from base 1 to 579 and encodes 192 amino acids. Gene Ontology annotation, biological process: small GTPase-mediated signal transduction.
AUGCAGACCAUCAAAUGUGUCGUCGUGGGUGAUGGUGCCGUCGGAAAGACCUGCUUGUUGAUAUCUUACACAACUAAUAAAUUCCCGAGCGAGUAUGUUCCGACUGUGUUUGACAAUUACGCGGUGACUGUCAUGAUUGGUGAUGAGCCUUAUACCUUGGGUUUGUUUGAUACUGCCGGCCAGGAGGAUUAUGACCGGCUUAGACCUCUCUCGUAUCCUCAGACGGAUGUUUUCCUUGUUUGCUUCAGCGUAACAUCUCCGGCAUCAUUUGAAAACGUCCGCGAGAAGUGGUUUCCAGAGGUGUUCCAUCAUUGCCCUGGUGUCCCGUGCCUUAUCGUCGGAACGCAAAUUGACUUACGCGACGAUCAGAGCGUACGUGAGAAGCUCGCACGCCAAAAGCAAGCACCUGUUUCGGAGGAAGAGGGUAAAAAGCUUGCAAACGAACUUGGUGCAGUAAAGUAUGUCGAGUGCUCUGCACUCACACAGAAGGGGCUGAAGAACGUUUUUGAUGAGGCUAUUGUGGCAGCGCUGGAACCGCCUGUAGUGAAGAAGAAAGGUGCAAAGUGUGUCGUCCUUUAA